GGAUUGCCGGCAGUCAAUGUAGUGUUGGCACAUGCCUCCCAUCAGUUAGAAGCCGGGGGCUACUGCGAGGUGGCGCUCAGUGUGCGAGCUGUGGCUUUGGGAACUUUGGCAGAGCGCUUGUAUAGCCAAAAACUGGGAAUACAAGCUCGGUUUACGGGAGUAGCCAUCAUGGCAGGAUUUAAAAGAACUAACAAAGACAAACAGCCUAAGCGCAAUACGCAGUCUUUGCUGUUUAAGCGCAAACGCUUUUGCCGCUUUACUGUAGCAGGGGUAAAAGAGAUAGACUAUAAAGACGUAGAUACGCUGCGUGACUUUUUGGCUGAAAACGGCAAAAUUAUUCCCGCUCGUUUGACGGGUACACGUGCUAUUUACCAGCGCCAGUUGAAUACUGCGAUACGCCGUGCCCGCUUUUUGGCUAUGCUGCCAUACAGCGAUCAGCAUAAAAUG
Molecule: messenger RNA, 447 nt
Organism: Darwinula stevensoni
Lineage: Eukaryota; Metazoa; Arthropoda; Ostracoda; Podocopida; Darwinulidae
Source: the annotation of a GenBank genome assembly